UGUACAGCCAUUUGGUAUUAAUUCCCUCACAGCUUACCAAUCUGUCAUUGAAAACUUACAUGAUCCUCCUCAAGACAUGACCAACAAUGGCUGGAACAAUAUCAUUGCUUCACGCUACCAAACGGCUUUUGAUAACAAGGGACAACCACAAAAUGCAGUUCCUUUUAUUGCGGUUUAUGAUGCACGUAAUGCCUUCACAGUCAAGAAUGAUAUGGAUGCAUACCCCUCUCGGCGUCUUAAAAUGAACAAUGUUGUAUUGAUGGAAACAUUUAUCAAACGAUACAAAUGGGAAAAGUCUGUCAAACAUUGGCAGAGUUGGAAUGUGAUCUUGGAGCUUCAAGAAGUUUCUCUCAUACAUACUGCUGCUAACGCACUCAAUAUUUGACGUGUCUCAAACCAAUUUUGUCUUGUUCCAUUUUCCAUUUUCCAGUCUUACUUGUAUGAAUAAUGUCAUGUCGGUCUCAUCCUCUGUUCCCUAAAUAACUAAUGUUCCAAUGACGGUCCCCUCCCUUC
Molecule: messenger RNA, 513 nt
Organism: Serpula lacrymans var. lacrymans S7.9
Lineage: Eukaryota; Fungi; Basidiomycota; Agaricomycetes; Boletales; Serpulaceae
Exons: 3
Coding region: 77-385 (102 amino acids)
Source: RefSeq, a predicted model, not a curated record